Molecule: messenger RNA, 7285 nt
Organism: Lymnaea stagnalis (great pond snail)
Lineage: Eukaryota; Metazoa; Mollusca; Gastropoda; Lymnaeidae
Source: the annotation of a GenBank genome assembly
GCCUGCAGCAAGUUCAACAUCUGUUAGUGGUCGUGGUGGCCCAUCAAAGUCCAUUACACCAAGAUCAUCUGGAGGAACCACAAGUAGACAAAGGUUUGGCACUUUGGUAUUGCUUGGAAACACCAGAAAUCCGGGUAUUCAGACCUGCCAACACUUCCAAUUUUGUCGGAAUUAUAGAUUUUUUUACCCCUCAUUCUGACCUUCUGACAACCCCUCAAAAUUCAGAUUAUCCGAAUAUUAUCAUUUUUCAUCUGUCAUAAAAAUCCGAGAGGGACUAAAAAAAAAAAAAUAUGGGGUAAGACAGGGUGUGAUGCAUUUCGAUGAUGCCACUUCUUUUGUUUUUAUGAAGUGUCUACAUGUCUGGCGACCAGACGAAUAAGUUCUCAACCUUGUCACGUGAACGCUAAUAGUCUAGCAUAGUCUACGGUACUUCAUUUCAACAAAUUCAAGAUAGUAUGGACAUUUACAUUGAAAAAGAAAUACUAGAACCAUUGCUGGUAUAUAUAAUGAACAAAUGGUUAAAAAGUGAUAAUGCCCACCGGAUGAAUAUCUCCCGCACUAUUAGUCUGGUCGCUAGACAUUUAGACACUGAAUUGAUUUAUCGAAGCGAACCGCGAUUUCUAAAUCAUUCUUCAAUCAUCAACUGAUCCGAUAGUGGUUCAUCCUUUUAUGAGGCUAAAAAAGAAUUCAGUUGUGUUGUGAAUUUUUUUUUUGUUGAAGCCUUUCUUAAUUAAAUCGAAAGUGGUGGGUAAAAUGAUAUUAAUACUAAAAAAAACAAAAUCAGGGCAUCUACGACAUCCAUGUCUAAUUUCUUUGCUAAGGAAUUUGAUGAUUCAGUUAUCAGAUCAGAAGUUUUAUUUACCACCUUUCUUAUUGAAGGAAAUAUUUCUCUAGAUAACUCCGAUUGUUUUAAUGCCAGGGUCAAAGAGAGAUCUCUAGAAGAUUGUAAAGAAGAAUUACGAACAAUGAAAAAAGGGCAAGCAUGAGUUGAUAUUCUUUCUGACUUGCUUAUCUAAAAUCAAUUGCAAUGCUAACCUUCAGUUAUUAAUAACCUGUGUACAUAUGUAUAUAAAAUGGAUAUUUUGUUCUGCAUAUUAUAUCUGUAUAUAAACAGAGUCAUGUUUUCUUCUGUUCUGUGGACUCUUCAUAGAUAAUGGAGGUAACUUUAUAUUUCUUUACUUAAUAAAAAAGGCUUGUGCAUUAGUAUGUAACCUUAAACUUUAACAACCCCCCCUACAAAUUUUUUUCUGGCAGGUUGGCAGGCCUGGAUAUUGUAAUUUUGUUGUCAAAAUGGCAACCUCCACGUUUUAAUAUGCUGAGGGUAUCUUUGUUUUGCCUUUAUUGUCAAUUUUUAGCAUAAUAAUAAAUUCUACUUCCGCCAAUUCCUUCCGCCGACUUCUUGCUUGUUCUAUUGAGAAUUUAUGUAUUUUUCUUUCAAGGUUAAAAGUAGGUAUCACAAAACUCACUCAACACGGUCUGUGCAUAUUGAAAAUGACGCAAAAACUUUUGUUAUGGUCAUCUUACAAGCGCUUCUACGUUGACCUCGGAGUGAUGCAUUUUACCUCCCAGUUUUCUAAUUAUAAAUUGAUUUUGUAAUUGAUGACGUAAAUUAUUUUUCUUACCGUGAAGCACAUUGAACCUCCAUUUUUUGCUAUGUCAUUUUAACCAUUCGGUAAGCUGAAAAUACUUAAAUGCUUAUUUGUUAGCCAUUGCACCACAUUGAACCUAAACAAUGCUCUUUAGCAUCUUAAUUGGAUGGGGAAUAACUUUGAAAUGGUCCAUUUACCAUUUUCACUUUAAUACUAGCCCUUUCAGAUUGUCCUCACCCAAAAAAUAAAUUUUCCAUUUUAUUGUCUCUUUACCGGAAAAGAAAUUCGCUCCCGAUAACAAUCAAUAAGAUAGUUUUAAUAUUCCAUAAUCUUUAAAUAUAUCAGCUUAAAUUGUAAUUUUAGAAUUCAGAACUUUAAAAUAUAUAUAAAGUUUAAUUUAAGUUUGCUUCGGCCCACUAUUUCUAGACCAACAACUACAAUUUAGCUACAAUUUAUAGGCCCAGGCUAAGUCUAAUUUAAAUUAGUAUUUUUAAAUAUACAAAGGUAUUUAAUUUUUAAUAUACCCGUACUGAUUUCUAAUAAUAAUAAAAAUAAAUUAUGAAAUACAAAAGAAAUAACUUAAAAUAAGUUUUAAUAAUAAUUAGCACUAAACAUGAAUAAUAUUAAAAAGAAAUAAGAAAAUGUGUAUAUUCAGGAUUAUGAUUUAAUAAUAUGAUAAGAUGUUGUUUCUAGGCUUAUUUCAGGUAUAAGCAUAAGAGACAAUUUUAAUCUCUAUUAAAGAUUUCAGUGGUAUUCCUUCAAUCGGUCGAUAAUGAGGCAUGUUUCGAAAUAGAUUGCGAAGACAAAGUUUAUGAAGGAGAAAUUGUGGGAUUCAUCAACAAAACCAAGAAGUCUGUAGAAAAUGAUAUGCAGAACAUUCUUAUUACAUACCUGUUUACUCUUAUGAUUUUGGCGUACAAUAUACGAUUUCGAGAUGUCUCUUACGAUUGUACGCCAAGACCUGUCAAAACUACAAUUUAAGAGACUGGGUUGAAAAUAUCCACAUUCCAGUUGUUUUUUUCGUUAAAAAAAGAAAUAAAGUUCAUUUUCGGUUGUUAGUUUUAACUUACAUUUGCAUUCCACAUCCAGCGGGGAAUGAUUCGAGAAAUAAGAUUGGCUGGGUACCGUCUCUAAUUAUUAAAUUACAAUUGCCCUGAAAGGGGAGAGAGUAGUGUUGAUUUAGGAGAUUUUUUGGAGGUGGUUGUUUUCCAAAUAUUUAAUUCUAUACAAAUAAACACCCCAACAUUUUGGUAAUGACUUGGGGGGGGGGGGUGUUGUGUGUUAGUUAGUAUGUAUGUUAUUCAAAAACUUUACAAUAUUCAUCCAGAAACUAUGAAAGUCCAAAGUAGCUUAUUUAUAUCCCAAAUGCUGUACAAAUUAUCAUAAUUAUGUUGCCAUGUAUUUUCACAAAUGAAAUAGCUAGAUAUAGUCGGAUAGUACAAAGUAGUAGAGGUAUUACAGUAAUAUUUAGUCCACCAUAUGUUGAAUGUAUAUGUAUAUUUUGUUGGGCUACGCCAGUGGCUCUAAAAAAAUUUUUGCCCCGGCGCCUAUGCCAAAUUCAGGUUUGGAAAAAUUAUGAUAAUUUUGUAAUAUUUAUAUGAUGUGCACUCCCACCCUUGUGCGGACCAGUAAAAGGGCAAUUUUUAGCACAGCUUUUCUUUAUGAAGUAAAUGGGAUUUCAUAGUUUAAUUCGCUAUUAAGGCCCUAUCUAAAGACAAUUUUGGCACCUGUUGCUCUUCGCCCCAUUCUCAUGGACCUGCCCUAGGACAACAAGCCUCCAGGGCGAUGUAGUUUAUAUUCUGGAAUUCACUGGGCGCGUCGAACAGCCAGUAGAGAAAACCUUUGUCACAUUUAUUUUAGUAAUUAACAUAAUUAUAUAAAGAUUACUGGAUUUUUUUUUGGGGGGGGGGGGGGGGGGGCCGAAAGCUCAUGUGUGUACUCAAGGGGGGUUGUUAAAAAAGUGCGGGUAUAAAAGGAUUAGGUUUUUUUAAAAUAGAAAUUUUGACUUUUUGCAUACGCACUAUAUAGAUGGCUCCUCCUCACGUUUGUUUGCUUGGGUACUGUAUGACGUAAUUUUAUAACAAUUAUUUCUUACAGCUGAAUCGCUGUGAGAAAACUAGAGAAUGUAUUCUCAACUGGUCCACGCAGCAGUAUUAGAUUUUGACAUAUUUUAUAGGAUCUAAGGGGCCAUUUAGAUCUAUAAACAACUCUAUGAUUUUCACAAAACUACUCUAUUAUUUUCACAAAACUACUCUAUUAUUUUCACAAAACUACUCUAUUAUUUUCACAAAACUACUCUAUUAUUUUCAAUAACCCUUUUUUCCUUCACCCAAUUCACAAGUAACUUUAUUUUAACCAGUAUCUGACUGGGAUAAUGUGAUCUGCACGUUAACCUAAAUAUUAAUUGAUAUCUAUAGCAGAGCAAAACAAAGUGACACAGAUGGCAAUAUAUUCCCUAUUUUUUAGGCAAGCUUAACUCUAUCCGAGGCGUUAGAUGUUUAUAUACUGUAUUAUUAUUUAAUAUUAAGAUACUGUAUUUUACGAUUUUGUGACGAUAUUGUACGAUUUUAGGAGUUUGAGGGUAACAGGUCUGCCAUUACCUUUUGAAAUUUAAUCACAUACCAAUAUUGUUAUCUUGUAUUGUCGAAUGGUUGAUUUUUUUGUCGUUUUUAUUUAUAUUUUCAUGCAUUUAAUUUUAUUUUUAACAAGACUUGAACUUACCUUUUUUAAAUAUAAUACUUGAUUUAAAAUUUAACUUAAGCAUGUACUUAAUUUAAGUACAAUGAACAUGCUGUUAUAAUUAAAGUACAAUAAACAUGCUAUUAUUUUGUUUUUUCCUGCAUAAAUAAUAAUUUUUUCAAUUAUCCUGUUAACUUUUACUUAACAAACACUCAAGUAAAAUUAUCCAUUAUAAUUUAUAAGUCUUGAUGUUAUGUACAAUUUUUUGUUGUUCAUUGUGCUAAGCGUGUCUCCUGAAAAUUUGGUAGCAUUAUCUUUUAAAAUAAAAAAUUUGUGGGCAAAAAAUGGCACAAAUUUGGAAAGUCUGUCACAAGCUUUUACAGUUAAAUACACCAUACAAAGAAAAGUAAGGGGGCUUUAAAAGUUCACAAAAAAAAAUCAUAACUUCAUUUCUAUAGAAGAAAGAAAGAUGAAAUUGGUGUGUUUGCAAAGCUAAUAGCUAGCCCCUAUAAAAAUAUAUCAUUUAUGGCAAUAGGACAAUAAUUAACAUUUCUGUCAAAGUCCUAGUUAAAGCUUUGAAAAUUGAAGUUAAAAAUAGGAACAAUUUACUGAUCAAUAAUUUUAUUUGAAAAGUUUUCUUUAUUUAAUUUGUCACAUUCCAAAAUUCAUGUAUUUAGUUCAUAACCAGGCGUCAAACACAAAAAUCAAAAUGGUAACUUUAUUAGGCUAUGUAAUUUGUCAUCGAUGCGACCAUGCAUCGAUAGUGAUCUUUAAUUCAUUAAAUUGGAUAACCAGUAUAUAAAUGGGAAAUAUAACUAACAAAAUUUUUUUUGCGAUAAAUAAAAAAUGGUUCAUAACAUAAUAAUUAUUUUUGCCUUAUGAAAUGUCAGUGGUUUGAAUUUUCGGGAUGGUUGCCAUGGACAAAACAUUGAUAACCACUUGUCUAGGCCCAGUAAAAGUAUUAUAAAUAGAAUAAUAUAUAUAUUACGCUUCUAGUGUGACUCUGGACUGCUUCCAUUUCCGGCUGCUUCCUCUUCAGCGUAUUUGGUAUUGAGAGUAUAAUACAAAUAAUUCUAUAUGUUUGAAAGAAUGUAUGUUUCGAUAAUGAGUUCACUAGUGCGCAAAAUAUAAUUCCUGAUCACUACGCUAAAUGAUAAAUAUAUAUUUUUAAUAACUCAACUGUGUUUGGUGCGUAAUAUGUUCUUUUCAGAAAAUGAAAUCGUCUCAAUGUAAGUAUUGUGUAAAAAAUAUUCGGUUUAGAAGUGGUCGGGACAUAAGAAUGUUUAAUAAAGUUCAAGGGCGUGAAAUAAAAAGUGUGCAGUGAAGUAUCAUGGGGGAGUGUGUGUUGCAGAUAUUGGGAUUCUUAAAUGUGCGUUACUUGAGUUCAUGUUCUGUCAAUUAACUUUGGUAGAUGUGAAGUUCAGGCAUUCUGAAAAGACAAUACAAUAUUAUGCACCAGUCGCAGUUGUGUUAUUUUAAAAAAAAAUAUUAUUCACCGUAGUUAUGGAAAAUUAUAUUUUUCUCGCAGGGCCAGCUCAAGGCGGGUACGAUGCAUGAUCAUCACACAUGCGCAAGGCAAAUUUAAAGUUGCGUUUUCAUUCCAUUUUAAAAUCGAUUUUCACCGCAAACGCAAUCAUACAUUGAAAGUUUCAAGAGUGUAUUGUUUGCAUUUAGUUUUUGAAAGAAUAAUUUCAUUUAAAAUUUAGUAUUGUAAUUGAAAGUGUCUAGAGUUAUUAUUAACUCUUUCGCUACUGCAAGCCAGUUAGUUCACAUACCCUAUUGUUUUGUUUCUUGAAGAAAGUCCAAUCCACAAUUUAUAAGAUUAAUAAACUCUGCUUUCUUAAUAUCCGACUUUUGGUUCAUUCAUUUCAAACGAAAAUUUUCACCAAAAAGCAUGUUUUAUUGUUUAAAUUCUAUUUUUGUGAGACCUACAUUUUUUCUUAACUCUUCCCAUUAGACGCACUUUCUGGAACAAUAAUCCAAGAAUUAAUUAAAACAUUAUUAAAGAACAAUCAUAAUAACUGAUUCUUAAGUCAAAUAAAUGUUGAUUCUAACAAUACAUGUGGUUUUGUAAAACAAGAAAACUAACUUAAAAUAAAUGAAAUACUAUUUUUUUUUAAUAUCAUAUGGGACCAUAUGUUAUUUGUAUAAUUUUUUUCAAAUUGGACUAUCUAUAAUUAUAAAUUAUACAGAUAAAUUGUUACAUCACCAACCAACACUCAGCCAGCAGCUGGAGGCAUAUUUAUGCUUUUGAAACUUUAAAAAUUCUUUAUAAUAUAAUAAUAUAUAUUUAUAAAUUAUAUAUAUAUAAAUAUAUGUUAAAUAGUUCUACUGAAAAUUUAAAAGUAAUAUCUAAAGAAUAUUAUAUAUUUUGGGGAAAUUAAAAAAUAUUUAUUUAAACAAAUAAGUUCAAGUCAGCAUAUUUUAUAUAAGGAAAAUUAUAGAAAUUUAAAAAAAAUAGGGACUAUUAACAAUAACUAAAAUUAAACUUUGGGACUCAUUUAUUAAAGCUCAUAUUUCAUGUAAAUAUUAUAUUUUUAUCUCAUUUUUAAAAAAGUUAUAGAUUUAAAAACAGAAGCAAUAUACAGGUCACGAAGUGUGGAGGAAAACUCCAAAGUAAAAAAGUUGAUCUUGGUGUUUUUGUAAUAAUUUCUCUAGAAUCUUAUACAGCUGUAUGUUUUUUAUAUGUUAAAAAAUGUUUUGAAAUUUUCACCAAAGUGAAAGCACCAAAGGUGCUUACUGAUGGGACAAAAUAUACUGUUAAUAAUACACAGUGGUGAAUUACUUGUAAAAUUUCAAACCCACUUGUAAGCCCAAAUGAUUGAAUAUUGACCUUAUAUAUUAUAUGUUGAUGAAAUCACAUAAAUAUUUUAAACGUAUAUCACAAUUUUUAGCUAACACAUCUUUUACUCUUCAGAAAGCCAGCAGCCUCGAGUAGUGGUGGUGCAAGAAAAGCAGCUGGGAGCAGUGCUGGCAUGUGGAGAUUCUACACAGAGGACUCUCCAGGAAUCAAAGUG